This is a messenger RNA of Ipomoea nil (Japanese morning glory), 1895 nucleotides long. Its product is annotated as receptor-like protein 12. Gene Ontology annotation, molecular function: protein binding. The transcript is spliced from 2 exons. Lineage: Eukaryota; Viridiplantae; Streptophyta; Magnoliopsida; Solanales; Convolvulaceae. The coding region runs from base 19 to 1662 and encodes 547 amino acids. The record is from RefSeq and is a predicted model, not a curated record.
GGUACUGUAGAGCUCAACAUGUUCUCAAACCUCAAAAGAAUUAUAAUGCUAGAUCUAUCUCACAACCGCCUAUCAGUAGUCUCCAAUCCCAAAACCAACUCGACAAGUUGGUCUGAAAACUUACUUUGGUUGGCGUUAUCGUCAUGCAAUUUGACGAAUUUGAAUUUUUUAAGAGAUUCAAAGUCCCUUUUUUAUCUAGAUCUUUCCAACAAUAAAAUACAAGAAAGAAUUCCAGAAUGGGCUUGGUCAAACUGGCAGGACACAUUGUGGUAUCUUUAUCUAUCCCACAACUACCUCACUAGUGUGGAAGGAAUUCAUCAACUUCAUUCAAUUGAUACUAUUGAUCUCCAAUUCAACUUGCUAGAAGGGUCACUUCCUAUUCCAUCAUCUCCCUUCUUAGCAUAUUAUUUUGCAUCACAGAACAAACUCAGUGGUGAGAUGCCUUUCACUGUAUGCAAUUUAAGCAAUGUUCAAAUUCUAGACUUGGCCAACAACAAUUUAAGUCGUGCAAUCCCGCAAUGUCUUGGAAACUCUAGCAAGUUUUUGGAGGUACUGGACCUGCAUAACAAUGAAUUCCGUGGUUCCAUUCCUUCAACUUUUUCCACAGCAAAUCAAUUACAUACUCUUAAUUUGAGAGGAAAUAAGUUGGAAGGAAGAAUUCCACGAUCUUUGGCCAGUUGUAUUAAUUUGGUAGUUCUUGAUCUUGGAGAAAACAACUUGAGCUAUAUAUUCCCCGAGUGGUUGUUAACACUCCCAAAAUUACAGGUACUUAGUCUGAGAUCUAACCACUUCCAUGGCACCAUAACUACUUCACCAACUAAACACCUGUCUUCUCAGCUAAAGAUCAUUGAUCUCUCCCACAAUGAGUUUACUGGGAAUUUGCCGGUUUGGUUGUUCAAGAGCUUUACUGCUAUGAAAGACACCGAUGAAGAUAGAAAGCCACCAAGUUAUUUAGGGGAUCAAAGCAACAGGUACUACAAAGACACUUUGGUGCUAACAUGGAAGGGAAGCAUGCUUAAUUUUGUAAAAGUCUUAACUGUGUUAACCACCAUUGAUCUCUCAAGUAAUAAAUUUGAAGGGGAAAUUCCUGGGGCCAUAGGACAACUUCUUUCCCUCCGAGGUUUGAAUUUAUCGCACAACAUGUUGUGUGGUAGUAUCCCCCGUUCUUUUGGAAAACUAUCCUCGUUGGAAUCAUUAGACCUUUCCUCAAAUCAGCUUGUGGGGGAAAUUCCAAAGGAGUUGGCACCUCUUACAUUUCUUUGUGUUUUCAAACUCUCUCAUAAUCAUCUUACAGGAUGCAUACCCAAGGGGAAUCAAUUCAACACAUUUGAUAAGGGUUCUUACGAAGGGAAUGAUGGCCUGCGUGGAUAUCCAAUGACAAAAGACUGUGGGAAUGGUGUCUCAUCUCAACAACCUACUCUAGAAGUGCUCCAUCAAGAAGACAAUGUGAGCAUUUUAGAUGGUUGUACCUGGAAAGUUGUGUUGUUGGGCUAUGGUUGUGGCGUUGUUUUUGGAAUGGUAAUGAGGAGUCUCAUGCUUUUAACUCGAAAGCCUUAUUGGAUUACAAAAUUUGUUGAAGAAGAAGGAUGCAGAAUUUUGAGGAAAUUGAAGAACAGAAAGAGGUCAAAGACACCAAGGAAUGGAAGAAGAAGAAGAAACUAGGGCUUUAACUCUACUUUGAUGCAAAGGACAGAUUGCACUUCAAACUCAACACUAGUAGAUAAGAUAGUUUAAAUAAAUUUCACUUUCUCAUAUGUCCAUGUAAUGAUCUAUUAGAUUAUCCUUCACUUCAAUUUGCAAUAAAUGUUCUCUCAAUAGUAAAAUGUUUUGAAAAAUAGCUAAUUGUUUAAUGCACUUUGGUUUGCAAUUAAUAACAUGUUCAAUAAGUUGCUACU